AUGUCGUCACGGAAGAAGGUCUUGUUGAAGGUGAUCAUCUUGGGUGAUAGCGGUGUCGGUAAAACGAGUUUGAUGAACCAAUAUGUCAACAAGAAAUUCAGCGCGAGCUACAAGGCCACAAUUGGCGCCGAUUUCCUCACCAAGGAGGUCUUGGUGGACGACCGUCUGGUGACGAUGCAGAUCUGGGAUACUGCGGGACAGGAGCGCUUCCAGUCCUUGGGGGUCGCUUUCUACCGAGGAGCCGACUGCUGCGUGCUGGUAUACGAUGUGAACAACUCCAAGAGCUUCGAGGCGCUGGACAGCUGGCGCGAUGAGUUUUUGAUCCAGGCUAGUCCUCGGGAUCCGGAGAAUUUCCCGUUUGUGGUGAUUGGUAACAAGAUCGAUGCGGAGGAAAGCCGACGGAUGAUCUCCUCCAAGCGGGCGAUGACCUUCUGCCAGUCGAAAGGCAACAUCCCCUAUUUCGAGACCAGCGCCAAGGAGGCGAUCAACGUGGAGCAAGCCUUUGAGGUCAUUGCUCGAAGCGCUCUGGCCCAAGAAGAAGCCGAGGAGUUCAGCGGGGAAUUCAGCGACCCGAUCAACAUCCACCUGGACGGUGACCGCGACGGCUGCGCCUGUUAAAUACCCUAAUCGCUAGACCAUGAUUUUGGAACGAUACUACAACUCCUGUCUUAACUUGAAGAAAUGCUGCGCUUCGAUUGGUUUGGUUUGCGAACUACGAACUUCUUGCUCCUCUUUCCUAGCACCUGUAUAUACAUUGCGGGUGCCUUUCAUGUAUCACGCUCCUGUCUCUUUCUGCUGGUUUGUUGCUCGCAUGGGUGUUAUUGAUUGUUUCUUUUUGUGUGUGUCUCUCUCAUACUAUAGGAGUCUGAGGGGGGAAUUCACGAAUUCACACUGUUACACUACUAGCCAGUAGUCAAGUUACUCUUCAGUUGGUGGGUUGACCGUCGCGUGCUUAUCGAGGUUAUCUCGUGAUGCUUGGCGGGAUGCUAUCGAGUUACACC
This is a messenger RNA of Aspergillus aculeatinus CBS 121060, 1001 nucleotides long. RefSeq names its product Rab family GTPase YPT7 (gene rab7). The record is from RefSeq and is a predicted model, not a curated record. Gene Ontology annotation, cellular component: vacuole; phagocytic vesicle; fungal-type vacuole membrane. NCBI's taxonomy places the organism in Eukaryota, Fungi, Ascomycota, Eurotiomycetes, Eurotiales, Aspergillaceae. Gene Ontology annotation, biological process: regulation of vacuole fusion, non-autophagic. Gene Ontology annotation, molecular function: GTP binding; GTPase activity. Bases 1 to 618 code for a protein of 205 amino acids. The transcript is spliced from 6 exons.